Paramisgurnus dabryanus is the source of this 1282-nucleotide messenger RNA. RefSeq lists its product as uncharacterized. Gene Ontology annotation, cellular component: nucleoplasm. The record is from RefSeq and is a predicted model, not a curated record. Lineage: Eukaryota; Metazoa; Chordata; Actinopteri; Cypriniformes; Cobitidae.
GGAUGCAUAUCUUGGAAUCUAACUUUAGUUUACACAAACAAAUGAAUGCACUGGCUGAAUAACAGCUUGAUGCACUUUGCAUAAGACGUCAUGUUUAAUGAGACACCUUAUUAUCAGUUAAGGAGCUACCAUAAACAUACAACAAAUUAAUACAUUUAAUUAUGCUCAAAGUAUAAUUUUAUAUAAAGAUGCCCUUAAGUGUCAUAUAACCAUCCAUGUGGAAACUAUGUUUUGACCUGCUGUAAUUAUGUGUUACGUGCAAUGGUUACAGUUGCAGUUGUGAAUUGAUACUUAAAAUGUUAAUGUUUUUAAUAUGCAGAAUAUGCAGAACACAAAGCGCACAAAGCGAGGGAGAAAACAAGUUGUUGAUGAAGCAGGUACUUCUCUCUCUGUGCCUCCCCCUGUCUCUGUGCCCCUACAAGUUGCGCCAACUGCAGUUGCAACAAUUGAAAACCUGAAAGAGGAAAAUAAACUUUUGAAAGAGGAGCGAGACUUCCUUCGGGAACAAUUAAAAUGUGCUCUUGAAAACAGACAACCAAGACAGAAAGAGAAGAUGCAAAAUGAUGCUUCUUCUGAGUCAGAAUCUGGAGAGAGUUCAACAUUCUCAGACACAUCGGAUUCAUCUGACAAGCAUCCAAAAAGAAAACAAAAGAGAAAGCACAAAGUCAGGGAGGAAAAACAUGCCACCAUUCGAAGAGUUCAAACACCUGAUGAUGUUUUGCAACGUUACAAGGCCAUUCUGAAAAGCUUCAUGAAGACCAGAAGCGUCUCCCACAGCUGCAAGCAACACAAUGUUGAUCGCAAUACCAUCGCACUUACAGCCAUUAUUGCAGAGUUGCAGAUUAUUGCUACUCCUGAACUCCACAUUCCUGAAUUUCAGGGUGGAACUCUACAGAAAUAUGCGAAGGAGUGCAAGGAAUAUGUGGAUACAAACCCAGAAGUCUUUAAUAAAAUCAAUGAAAUGAAACGUAAACGUGAACUCCUCCCAAUUAGGUACAAAUUUAGAAAGGAAGACAAUUAAUUGACCCAGUAGUAUAAUAAGCUGUUCCCAAAAUAACAUUUCUGCAUUUUUUAUGAUGGUUAAAUAGUAUUUUUGUUAAUAUCGUUGUUCUCAGGUUAAUGCUGUUAAUUGUUAAAAAAAAAAUCAGAAUGUUCAAUAUGUUGAAAAAAGUACAAAAAAACCUGUAUGUCAUUGCUGUUUCCAAAAUUCAGUGUUCAACAAAAUUCAACAAAAAAGACAAGAUCGUUAAGAAAUAAAUAAGUAAAUGUUUUUCUUCACUUC